Messenger RNA from Desarmillaria tabescens, 1529 nucleotides. RefSeq names its product alpha/beta-hydrolase. Gene Ontology annotation, molecular function: glycerophospholipase activity. Gene Ontology annotation, cellular component: membrane. The record is from RefSeq and is a predicted model, not a curated record. NCBI's taxonomy places the organism in Eukaryota, Fungi, Basidiomycota, Agaricomycetes, Agaricales, Physalacriaceae. The coding region runs from base 111 to 1352 and encodes 413 amino acids. Gene Ontology annotation, biological process: piecemeal microautophagy of the nucleus; neutral lipid catabolic process; multivesicular body membrane disassembly. The transcript is spliced from 6 exons.
CCUAAAGGCCGGAGUCAGCCGGCGGCCCGUGACAACUAGGGUUGGCUUGGGUCCUCCAUCGUCAUCGCUGUCGACCCUAUCGAUUCCAUAGUCUGCCGUGUUAUGCUUCCAUGUUACCAACAUCCCUGGCGAGCUUCCUCGUCUCGUUUCUCAACGUUCUCACCAAUAGCAAGGUUCCACUAGCCCCACCGCAGCCCCUACAGUUCCAGCUUCGCCACGUCCAUGCAGUCUCGUCUUCAGCUCGAGUCGUUUUUGCCGACAUAUCAUCAAAUACUGAUACCGAGUCUCUGCACUCUUAUAGUGACAACUCAUAUAAUCUAACAACACGAAAGGUCAAGGCCUUCAGGCCUCCCAGCUUUGAUGCAUUUUCUCAAGCUCGCGUGCGUUCAAUGAAGUUUGGACAGAGUGAAAGCCUAGAAUGGGAAGAAGAUCAGGUCCUCGCGCCGGAUAUCGAAGACCGAGAAACCCUGCUUGUGUUGGCUAAAAUGGCCAACAACGCUUACGUCGUACCCGACGAGGGCUCAUGGUACGAUCUAGGCGCAAACUGGACAGUCUCUUAUCCAUUUGGUUGGGAACCCGAUGACGACGGGUUCAGAGGUCAUGUCUUUGCGACGCCUGAUAACGAGACCGUUGUACUAUCCAUCAAGGGAACCUCUGCGGGUGUUUUUGAUGGAGGAGGUCCGACUGUAAAGAAGGAUAAACUAAAUGACAACCUACUCUUCAGCUGUUGCUGCGCUAGGAUCGACUGGACGUGGACUACCGUUUGCGGAUGCUAUCGUGGGGGAUGGAAGUGUGAUCAAGACUGCGUCGAGGAGGCACUCAUAGAAGAAAGCCUCUUCUACCCCGUUGGGAUAAAUCUGUACAAUAACCUGUCGUACAUGUACCCCGAUUCCAACAUAUGGAUCAUCGGACAUUCUUUGGGUGGGGCUCUAGCGAGUCUGGUCGGUGCCACUUUCGGCGCCCCAGUUAUCACAUUUGAAGCACCAGGAGAGAAAAUGGCCGCGUCUCGACUUCAUCUCCCAUCACCGCCUUCCACGCAGCACAUUACCCACGUUUACCACACAGCCGAUCCUAUUGCAAUGGGGACAUGCAACGGCAUUCUUUCAUCUUGUGCCCUGGGUGGAUACGCCAUGGAGUCUCGAUGCCAUCUGGGCGAAUCUAUUGUCUAUGAUACAGUCUCGAACCUUUCAUGGGCCGUCGAUAUACGAACACAUGGUAUUGUCACCGUGAUUGAGAAGGUUCUUACAGAUCCAUGGCCUCCCAGCGUUGAUGUAGGACGACAAGUUCCUGAAGCUGUUCCAGAAGAGGACUGCGUGGAAUGUUAUAGCUGGGAAUAUGGAAACUUUGGCUAGUAGAGGCAAGUUGUCGAGCCCUAGAACCUGCCAUGAUGGAGAUGAGAUAUAGAUCAGCAUGUUGUACUUUAUAUACGCCUGGAACCUUGAUUAAUACCUUAUUGUAGUUACUUAUCUCCUUGCGCCACAGUACUUGGUGAAAUCGUUGUGGCGGUGUUGAGUUAUUUGCCAUCAUGG